Haemorhous mexicanus (house finch) is the source of this 2179-nucleotide messenger RNA. Its product is annotated as interferon-induced protein with tetratricopeptide repeats 1-like. Gene Ontology annotation, molecular function: protein binding. Gene Ontology annotation, cellular component: cytosol. NCBI's taxonomy places the organism in Eukaryota, Metazoa, Chordata, Aves, Passeriformes, Fringillidae. Gene Ontology annotation, biological process: defense response to virus. The record is from RefSeq and is a predicted model, not a curated record. The transcript has 2 exons. The coding region runs from base 146 to 1465 and encodes 439 amino acids.
UCCUUGGCAAGUGGUUUCAUCUGACUCCACCCAGGAGAGAGCUUUCCUGUUUAAGGCUGAGUCUCCAGGUUAGAGACGUCCUGCCCAGGAUCUGCUGCUGGGUGGAAGAGGUGCAGCCAAGCCCUUGUCCCUCGACAGUGACACCAUGGCCGCAGGAAAACUGAGCAAGGAGCAGCUGAAGGAGAAGCUGGAUGCCCUUCAGUGCCACUUCACCUGGAUGUUGAGUGUUGAAUCUUGCAGCCCUCAGCAUCUCCUGCAGAAGCUGGAUGUUGAUAUCAAGCACACGGCCCACAAGAACAAGGUGGCCCUCCUGGCGCUCCAGGCCUACCUGCACCAGCUGAACAAGCAGAGUGAGGAAGCUCUGCAGAGCCUCAGAGCUGCUGAGGAACACACGGAAGAGGAGCAGCCAGCAUCCGCUGCUGGCUCUUUGAUCAUCUACGGGAAUUAUGCUUGGGUUCACUACCUCCAGGGCUCCUACCAGGAGGCUGAAACCUGCCUGAGACAGCUUUGGGAGCUGUGCCCAACUCCCUGGGACGUGCGGCUUAUCGCGCACACCCAGGCCCUCAAGGGCUGGUCCCUGCUGGCGAUCAGAACCCGAAACGGGGAGCGGGCAAGGGAGUGCUUCCACACGGCCUUGAUGCUGGAACCAGAGAACAGCUCCUUCCGCACUGGGCUUGCAAUGGCUCUCCAUUCCUCCUGGAGUUUCUUCUGGCAAGCUGAUAUUGAAAGAGAAGCCAGAAUCCAGUUGGAAAGAAUCGUCAACGAGCAGCCAGAUAACUACAGAGCCAAAAUAUAUUUGGCCAGGCUACUUGAAAAAGUAGAUGGGAAAAAGUCAAUUGGCUUAGUUAAAGAAUGUGCAGAGAAAAGCUCUGACCCCGAGGUCCUCAAACUAUCAGCUUUGUUCUGGAUGCCACGGUCGACUGAGCAAGCCUUUGGGAUCAUCCAGCAAGGCCUGCAGCAGGCCCCAGGUUACCACCUCCUCUACCAGGCCUUGGCCAACUGCUACAAGCAACAGUGGCUCAAAGCAAAGGAGGAAGACAAGAAUAAGAUACGCUGUAAAGCCAUCAAGGACCUCCAGCAAAUUGUUCAGACACAUCCAGACCUUGACCUGACACUUGCCAAGCUGCAGCUGGCAGAGUUCAUUGGUGUGAGAGACCCAGCAAAGGAAAAAGAGAUCUACAUGGAGCUGCAGAAGAAAAUCGACACCCUGAGCCUCAGAUGCCAGCAAGCCCUGAGUCUCUCGUGGGGAAAGUACUUCCUCUACCGAGGAGGAUCCCAGGAGAAGGCAAAAGCCAAGUUCAUGGAAUGCUACAAAAUUCCCGUGCAGACAGACCACAGGAGGGACUGUGGGCGCAGGCUGCUGAAGAUGGCUCAGGCCUACAAGUGGAAGGGUGACACCAGGGCUGCCAACGCCAUCUACCACUUCCUCCAAGAGGCCGACCAGCACUACCCAGGGAGCGUGUAGCACUAGGUUUAGAGGAUGAGGAUCACCCCAGCCCACACAGAGAAUUUGGCAUGACUUUUCCCAAGGCUAAAGGCCAAAAGGACUGUCUGGCUCUGCACAGCAGGCCCAUCCCUCACGUGGACCUGGUGGUUCUGUCAGCUCCUCACGCCGUCCCAUUGCUCAGCCUCAAAUCCAGGCCCAGCCGUGGGUAACCAAGAGCCCAGACCUUCCACAUGCUGCUGUGAGCUGCUGCUCCCAGAGGGAAUGAAAACAAAAACAAGAGGGAAGAAUUUGUCUUAGAGGGUCUGAGCCCAAUCUUCUGCAGGUGUGGACCUGCAUCUCUCCCUUGGAGCUGCCACUGACCAGAAUCAAAUGCUGAUUAGGGCAAUGUGAGAAAUCAACUCGUUAAUGAUAAGAAUUCUACCAUUUGCAAUGAACCAGGUGAAUUCCUCCACAAGAUCAGUGAGGAGCCAUGAUGAGGGUGAAGUCCUUCUGUGCAGGACACAGAUGGUCACUGGCCUGUCCAAAUGCAUGAAAUGCUGUUGAUUAAGGAGCCCACAGGGGUGAUUUUAUCUGCAUUAAUCCUCAGAAGCACACACAUGCCUGCCCCUGCCUGGACAUAAACCAGGAGCUUUUUUGUACUGGUUCCCACCAGGAGUAAUAUUUUCAUCCCUGUUUCUGGAGCUAAACUGAGGCUUUUAAAAAUCUUUGAUUAAUAAAUAUUUCUCUGCAUGA